Manduca sexta (tobacco hornworm) is the source of this 3901-nucleotide messenger RNA. RefSeq lists its product as uncharacterized. The record is from RefSeq and is a predicted model, not a curated record. Bases 548 to 2794 code for a protein of 748 amino acids. The transcript has 7 exons. Lineage: Eukaryota; Metazoa; Arthropoda; Insecta; Lepidoptera; Sphingidae. Gene Ontology annotation, molecular function: protein binding.
UCGUGGGAGGUCGUCGCGGCCGUCUCCCGCCGAUCCGCGUGUACCUUCAUGAAUAAUUGAAUUUAAAAAAUUUAAAAAUUAACGAUCCGACACUGUGUUUGUUCGCAUUGACGUGAGCCGUCAUAGUUUUUGUGCGAGUGAGUGCUGUGGAGUGACUUAAAAAGUGCUUUAAAAAGUUGAUAAGUGUUGUGAUUUCUUUUAAAUAGAAAAAAACAACGUCAUUGGAAUUGGAAGUAAGUGGCCUUAAAUAUGGUUUAUGAGUAUUGAUUCGUGCAAACUUUCGUGGGUCAAGGUGGAUUGUAAAAAAUACUUAAACUUGCUGUUUAUAAAUAGAUCCUACACAGCCGUGUGUAACUAAGUAGGAGCAGAUUAAAACAAUAUUUCAUCAGUACUUUACCUAGUUCAACGACGAAGUUGAUUAAAGUAUGAAAAGUGGAUAUGGAUAUGUGAAGAGAAAGUAGUGUGGAAAAUUAUUUUGAACCAAUGCGCCGCGCCGUCAGCCCUCAGGAAUGCGACGAGACGCGGCGAUGACAAACAUUAUAGCAAAAUGGCUCAUAAAUAUUGGGAGGCAUGGGUGAAAGUCGCUUUCAUACCCCUGGUCUUAACUACGACGGUGGCAGACUUCACGACAGAAUGCCAGCGGCCCUGCGACUGUAGGUGGCAGUCGGGCAACAAGGCAGCAAUCUGCUCCAACUCAAGCUUGAAAGUCGUACCUGGAAACCUCAGCAACGACAUCCAAAUCUUAGACUUAACGAACAAUAAUCUACAACACCUACCCCAAGAAGCGUUCAAGAAGGUUGGACUGAGUAAUCUAAAGAAAUUGUUUUUGAAGGAGUGCAACAUAGAGGCUAUACACAAAACUGCGUUCGUGACGCUGGCAAUCAUGAUAGAAUUGGAUUUAUCCAAGAAUAAAAUACGCUACCUUCACCCGGACACGUUCAAAGGCACCGAGAAACUGAGGUUAAUAAACUUAAGCAACAACUUUAUAGAUAAGUUAGAGGACGGGCUGUUCCGCAACUUGAAGUUUCUGCAGAAAGUCGAAGCGAGCAAUAACAUGAUAGUGCGGAUAGGAACUAGGGCCUUUGUGAAUUUGCCACAACUGAAGAUACUGCGUUUCGACGGAAACAAUUUAAGCCACAUGAAGCCGGAGACUUUGAUAGGAUUGAAGAAUCUGUCCGGUCUCGACUUGCACAACAAUCCGUGGCGCUGCGACUGCAACUUGCAAUCGUUCCGCGACUGGGUGGUCACUCGCAAUCUGUACACCCCUCCCACAUCGUGCGCCGAGCCGGCCUCCGUCCGAGACAAACUUUGGAAUGAAUUAGAUUCUUCAAACUUCGCGUGCAGGCCUACUAUCCUCGAACCGCUGCCAGACUCUACGGUCAAAAGUUACGACGAGAACGUGACUUUAACUUGUAAAGUUGUUGGCAACCCACCACCUGACGUCGUGUGGCGUUUCAACGGUCGAGCAAUCGAGAUGAAAUCGUUUGGAGAAUUGAGACACUCGAUUAGUGAGAACACAAUGGAUUUGAUUAGAUGGGUCAACUUGACCAUCAUAAACGCGAGGUAUAGUGACAGAGGGAACUAUUCCUGUGUGGCAGAGAACCCUGGAGGUCGAGACGAAAAGACUCUGACCUUGAUAUUGUCCAGGUUUGGCACUGGUGGUACAAUAGCUGGAAUGGACACGGAUUCCUUCGCCAUACUGAUAGGUUGUCUGACUGCUGUAGUUAUUAUAUUUGGGGCUUCGUUGGUCGUGUGCUAUUUCACGACGCAGAAUGGUGAAAUUAAAAGACUGAUUAAGAACGACUCCCGGUCUCCGAAUGGGGAGGUGUUGAUCGAGGGCUCGGUGGCGUCGGAGAAUGAGAAGGGAAUGAAGAUGGAAGUGAACCCGGUGACGAAGCCUCCGCGGAAGUAUGAGCCGCCUCCGUCCCUGACGAGCGAGGCGACGGAGAUGUCGGAGCUGAACAAAACGUUGUUGGAUAACGAUUCUGUUAUUGCAUCCAACGAAGAGAACAACCGCCACAUAGAACCGGAGCCGCCAAAAGUGUCGCAAGAGACGCUUUUAAUCGACCGCCUUACUCAAGAGCACCAGGCUUACCCUCCAGACCUUCUAUCAUUCCCUCUGAGAGGCCCUCAAGUCUCUCCCGCCGGAGUGACAGCUCAGAACCUGGAGAGUCCUGUCAAAUCUCCAGGAUACGGAGUUGCAUCAGUUAAUCCUGCUUUGUACAGCAGGUUUCAGUCUCCGUAUCAUGGGAACAUGAUCAGUCCGAAAGGCUACGUUACUUUACCCAGAAGACCACGUGCCCAGGAAAGUUCACUACGACCUCAAGUUUUCUCCACUGUUAACGGAGUUAUACCAUAUUACGACACGUUUAAUAUGAAACUCUUCCAUGGCGCCAACUACUACAGCCUCAACAAGAGUGAGAUGGACUUAGGCCCGCUGGGGAAGGUGAGCUCGAACUUCGAUGAAGAACUGGAGCCAGCACCCUCACCAGCUCCCGGGACUCCUCACGCGACAAUACCAAGAAGCAGCAUCAGCUCCCCAAACAUUCACAACCAGUUACUAGCUCUGCAAAUGGCGAAUGACCAAAGACCACUGAAGGUCUUGCUAGCAGAAAAUGAAUGUUUACUGCGAUAUCCAAAGGAUUUGAAGAUAGGGUAUAGUGGAAACUUAGUUGGUGGUACAUUAGGGAGAAGGACUGCACCGAAACCGCCUCCUAAGCCUAGGAAAAGGAAUUCUUGUGAAGUGAAAGAACCAUUUUUGAUGAAUAACAGCGAUAAUGCAACUCAAGUGUAAAAAAUUGUAGCUUGGAAUUCUGUGUGCGAGUCUAAACGCCUCGGUAUAUUUUAAAAGGCUUUUAAAUCUCUUUUCGAUGCGAAAUUCGGAGGUAACGACAGCUUUAGACGCGACUUUCAUUUGAUUUUAUGUUGGCUAUGUUUACUGAAAUACCAUACGUGAAGUUAUACCUAUUUGUUUUAUCGUUCGUGCGAUUAAUGCGUUAUUUAAGCCACUAAUCAUUAUUAUUCCUUCUUUUCUUUAAUAUUGUGAAGUCGACUAGUAUCGAUAAUUAAAUACGGAUGUCAACCAUUAGGUAACCUAAUUCGAAGACUAGCCUUAAAAACAUAGAUUCCAAAAAUAUCAAUUAUAAAGGCAUUCGUUAAUUAUGAAAUUCAAUGUACCCAGCGAAAUACCGGUAGCAAAUAACCGCUUUGUUUCUAUUUGGCACGCUACUUGCUAAACGGAAAAUACAAUUUCUUGACGUAAUUUCUAGGUCGGCUGGAGUUAUGCCUACCUUUAUUUCGUAUCUUAGGUACCGUUUACGACUUGGGUUUCGGAUAAAAUUUUGUACAUUUUAGUUACCUUUUACCUUUUAAGCUACCGAGGCUAAGUAUUUUUUUGAACCUCGUUUUGAUUGAACCUUAGUGUACUGGAGCUGUGCUUGUUUUUCAUUUACCUUUAAGUAUGUUUUUAUUUUUAUCCUGUAUAGCGAUCAAAAGAACUAUCUAGAUUUUUUCGUAUUGAAAUCGUUAUACGGAAUAUUCUGGAAAUUAUGUAAUUUUAUUGUGAUUAUUACGUUUUACAUUUUAUUGUCUGUGCAUUACGAUGCAAGUUACCUAAACUGUAAAUAAUUUCAAAACCGUUCACUUGGUAUCACGCACUUUUUUGCUAAUCGUAUUUACAAAAGACUAAAAUUACCAUUAAAAUAAGUUAAUAUAACAAAAGUAUUUCAUAAUCUAGUAACGAUAUAAACGUGUUGACCUACAAGCGAAAAUGGGCCUAAUUAUCACUAUAAAUUAGUUUGUAAAUAGCCGAGUCUCGCACACAAUUCUGUACAUGACCUAAUAGAAGGUACGUAGAUAUAAUUCUCUGAAACUAAUUGAACAUUAUUGGCAGAACUCCAAA